Molecule: messenger RNA, 1035 nt
Organism: Miscanthus lutarioriparius
Lineage: Eukaryota; Viridiplantae; Streptophyta; Magnoliopsida; Poales; Poaceae
Source: the annotation of a GenBank genome assembly
AUGGCGACGACAAGAUCGUCCAUCCUCGUUGUCGUGACGAUCUGCUUCCUCCUCGCCGCUCCUCCGGCCUACUCCGAACGCCGAGGCUUCUUCCGUGCCACCAUGACCCGCAACGAACCGGCCAUCAACCUAACGCGGGCCGCGCACAAGUCUCGCCAACGGCUGUCCAUCCUCGCCGCCCGGCUGCUUGACGCAGCAGCCUCAGGGUCAGGGAGCGCGCAGACGCCGCUGCAGAUGGACGGCAGCGGCGGCGCAUACGACAUGACCUUCUCCAUGGGCUCGCCGCCGCAGAAGCUGUCGGCCCUCGCCGACACCGGCAGCGACCUCAUCUGGGCCAAGUGCGGCGCGUGCAAGCGGUGCGCGCCGCAGGGCUCCCCCUCCUACUACCCAAACAAGUCGUCGUCUUUCUCCAAGCUGCCGUGCUCCAGCGGUCUCUGCCGUACGCUGGAGUCCCAGUCGCUCGCGACGUGCAGUGCCGGCGCGAUGUGCGACUACAAAUACCCGUACGGCCUCGCCAGUGAUCCGCACCACUACACACAGGGUUACAUGGCGAGCGAGACGUUCAAACUCGGCGGCGACGCCGUGCCAGGCAUCGGCUUCGGCUGCACCACCAUGUCGGAGGGCGGGUACAGCUCAGGCUCCGGCCUCGUCGGGCUCGGCCGCGGGAAGCUGUCCCUCGUCAGGCAGCUCAAGGUCGGCGCCUUCUCCUACUGCCUCACCAGCGACCCUUCCAAGUCGAGCCCUCUCUUGUUCGGCGGCGCCGGCGCCCUGACGGGCCCCGGCGUCCAGUCCACGCCGCUCCUCAAGACGUCCACCUACUACACCGUGAACCUGACUAGUAUCUCCAUCGGCGCCGCGACGACGCCCGGAACCGGGAGACAUGGCCCUCAAGACGACGCCCGGAACCGGGAGACAUCGGCGCCGCGACGACGCCCGGCUCCGGCGCCGUGUUCCCGUCCAUGGUGCUGCACUUCGACGGCGGCGACAUGGCCCUCAAGACGGAGGACUACUUCAGGGCGGUGGAAGACAGCGUGA